UUCUAUUACAGAGGCUCUAACAACACUAAAAACAGCCUUGGAUCUGGAGCAGAUACCUUCUAGGAUAGCAGUGACCCGCCUUAUUCAGGCCUGUGCCUUGAAGGGUGAUGUAGAAAGCAUACAGGCGAUUCAGAAGAUGGUAGAUGGACUUGAACAUUCAAUUGGACUUUCAAAUAUGGUUUUCAUCAAUAACAUUGCUUUGGCACAAAUAAAGAACAAUAACAUAGAUGUUGCAAUAGAAAACAUUGAAAAUAUGCUUACUUCGGAGAAUCAAACUGUGGAACCCCAGUAUUUUGGCUUGGCAUACUUAUUCAGAAAAGUAAUAGAGGAGCAAUUGGAAGCAGCCGUUGAAAAGAUAAGCAUCAUGGCAGAGAGACUGGCCAAUCAGUUUGCAGUUUACAAACCUGUCACUGAUCUUUUCCUUCAGCUUCUGGAUUCAGGCAAGGUGGAUGAUGCCAGAGCUCUCCUACAGAGAUGUGGCGCGAUUGCUGAACAAACUUCAAUCUUCUUGGUGUUCUGUAUCAGGAGCUCUCAGAGACCAGGAAAGGCAUCAACUCUGAAAUCUUUGUUAGAAUUGAUUCCUGAAUUAAUUGAAAAGGAAGAAGCAUACACUUCGGUCAUGAAAAGCUAUGUCUUAGACAAGGAUGCUGUAUCUGCUAAAGCACUAUAUGAAUAUCUGACUGCAAGGAAUAUAAAAUUGAAUGAUCUGUUUCUAAAGCGUUAUGCAGUUUUGCUGAAGAAUGCUGGAGAGCCUGUCCCCUUCACCGAACCCCCUGAAAGCUUCGAAUUUUAUGCAAAGCAGUUAAAGGAAUCAAGGGAAAACCCUUUGUGAAGCAAGCAGGCACUAUAUUUUGUGUGUAUUUGUGAUUCAAUGUCUAAAAUGUUAUUUUUUAAAUAUAUUUGAGAGUACAGAAUAAAUAAAUGAAAAGUUACUUUGUGUAUUUUUUUUUAUUCAUAAUGUAUAUAUUUUCAACACUUUAUUGACAGUAACUGUGCACUUAGUCACUAGACUUUUGGGGGUUUUGCCGACAACAUAAAUUCUACAGCAUUUUUUUCGACUGCUUCUGAUGUUUGAAGCUGUAAGUUUUCAGGGUUCUUCUCCCAGUGACUCUUCAGGUCCCCUGUUCUGUUUUGUUCAUUAUUUUCAUGAAAAUGUUAUUCCUUUAUUUAAGACUUGCUGGUUAAUACUGUGUAUCUGCAAAUUUUGGAGCUAGACAAAAUGAUGCUCAGUGAGCUUCCUAAGGCUUUACUAUUCUAUGAUAGGAAUUCUCUUCAUGUGUGAAACCCUGCAUUAUUUUCCAGUUUCGUAAAUUGCUGUCACCGGUAGGCAUGUUGUAAGUCAUCACAUCUAGCACUCGUUUUCCUUGCCCUCGGUCAGGGUGCUAUUUGCCAAUGCCUGGCUGCUCCCUGCCAUGCUUUCCCUCCUACCACGGAGGCUUCUGAGAGGCUCCGUUCAUAGAUGUCUCUAAGACUGAGUCCUAGCUGUGACUUGGAUCAUGAAGCGGAGAGCAGUGCAUUACCUCUUGUCUUGGUUUCAGGUUUGCCAGCACCAGUACCCCCUACCCUAGGCUUUUGUUACUUCAUACUCAUCCUUUGAAUGUGUGAUUGUAUAUAUGAAGGAAAUUGUCGUUUGUAUUCAGUGUUAUCAAAGUUAUCCCCAAAUUGGCUUUCAUGCCUAUUAAUAUCUAUAUUAUCCGUUGUUACUGUAGAAGAAUUCAGGCUGGGUUGUGAAACACUUUACCAUUACAAAAGUGUCUUAAUAUGCAACAGUGACCUAUUUGGGGAUUAGGUAAUUAAUUACCCAAAACGUUGAAAAUGUUUUAUUUGAGGUUUAUCCUUAUCCAUUUGAAAUCAGUGGUUCCCACUAUUUACAUGAGGGGAGACCUUGCCUUGUAGGAAGUAAGCUGGCCUCAUGCUGGUUGUGCUGCUGACCUGAGUUGUGGACCCAGCCAUCCUUCAUCUAGAGCCUGCAGAUGACACGAAAGGGAGGGGUGCGUUGAUGGAGGGAAGCCAAGAAGUAAACGUCAUCAUGGGAUUGGCCGUGCUUUCCUUCAUCUCUGUUUUGUGGAGUUAGACCUCUGGGUUCAGAGGCCUCGGCCAAUGCCAGGUCCCAGCCUAGAGGACUUAAUGAAGCUCUCCUUUGUUUGCUCCCCAGGGGCAGGACCUGGAGCUGUUGUGUAUGUACCUGUAUUGUCUGCUUGGCCAUGAGCCUCACGCCUGUUAGUGAUUGCACUGAAGCAGGCCCUAUUUUUUGCAGUUAUGCUAACCAUAAGUUAUUGGAGCAACACUUUAUUGAUGUUCAUUGAAAUAGGUCUCUCAGAAGAGGCAUAACCUUGGGACAUACCCUGGACUUCCCAGUUUUGUCUGGGCCAGAGACAGAGUAUAAUCUUAUUUGCAUGAAGUGACUCCAAGCCAGCCUUGUAUAUUGACGCUGGUAAAAUGCCAGGUGUAGUGCCGAGGAAAUAGGUACAAAUCCCUCAUCUAGCAUUCUAAACAGCACCACUGGCUUCCCCUUUUGAAUUUAAAUAUUAAAAAUGUAAUUGUGUAUUUUAUGUGGGCUAAGAAAUGCUUUCUAAAUAUCUAAUAGCAAAAUUGAAACAAAUAGAAAUAGACAGCAAACACAAUUAUAGCACACAAUAAUACGUUUUAGACUAAAAUUAUAAGCAAACAGCUAACUCUAAAAAAGUAAAUGUCAUUGUAAACUUUUGGAAAGUAUCAUGUUUUACAUGUAAUUGUAUGUUCAUGAAUUUAAUACAAUUUUAAUGUGAAAUGCUUUGAAUAAAUUAUACUCCAAAAACC
Leptonychotes weddellii (Weddell seal) is the source of this 2799-nucleotide messenger RNA. NCBI's taxonomy places the organism in Eukaryota, Metazoa, Chordata, Mammalia, Carnivora, Phocidae. The record is from RefSeq and is a predicted model, not a curated record.